UAGCUGUUUAUAAAUUAUGAAUCUUUAAAUUAAAACCUUUGCAGCCGCAAGAUGAGAUUGGUGAUAUUGGAGACGAGCGAUUCGGUGGGCAAGUGGGCGGCCAAAUAUGUGAUGAAGCGGAUCAAUGACUUCCAACCGGGUCCAGAUAGAUACUUCGUGCUGGGAUUGCCCACAGGAUCCACACCCCUGGGUAUGUACAGGGAGCUAAUUGAGUUCCACAAACACGGAAAGGUAUCCUUCCAAUAUGUCAAGACAUUCAACAUGGACGAGUAUGUGGGGCUUCCGAGGGAUCACCAGGAGAGCUACCACUACUUCAUGUGGAACAACUUCUUCAAGCACAUUGACAUCGAGCCCAAAAACGUCCACAUUCUAGACGGAAAUGCCCCGGAUCUCGUGGCCGAGUGCAAUAAGUUUGAGGAUCAGAUCCGAGAAGCAGGCGGAGUGGAGCUCUUCAUCGGUGGCAUCGGACCCGACGGCCACAUCGCGUUCAACGAGCCCGGAUCAUCGCUGGUUUCGAGGACCCGAGUGAAAACCCUGGCGCAGGACACGCUUGAGGCUAACGCCCGCUUCUUCGACAAUGACAUGAGCAAGGUGCCCAAGCAGGCGCUGACCGUGGGCGUGGGCACUGUGAUGGAUUCCAAGGAGGUAAUGAUCUUGAUCACCGGGGCGCACAAGGCCUUCGCCCUUUACAAGGCUAUCGAGGAGGGGGUGAACCACAUGUGGACCGUAAGUGCCUUCCAGCAGCACGCCAAUACCCUGAUGAUCUGCGACGAGGACGCCACUUUGGAGCUGCGCGUCAAGACUGUCAAGUACUUUAAGGGCAUUCUAAGAGACCUAGACGAGGGCGCUCUUCAGGAGGGCUACACAAACUGAUUUUCGAGUAAUGUAUAUUCAAUAUUGUUUUGAAUUACCCCCUCUGCACAUUAUGAAAUAUUUCUUAUAUAUUUAAGUAUAUGUUUUGACUAAUAAUAACGAUUUAUAGAUGGUUAAGCAAAAUGAAAUGUAAGACUCGAGCAAAAUCAAAAGGUCUCCCAAAGAAAUGGAUGUUGGAUCACACCCUGAAACCCAAUUUGCGGAUUUAUAUCGGAUUUUUAAUAACCGCCUUAUUCAAAGAAAUAUAAACUGAGAUAUUUUUAAAUAAAAAUGAAACAAAAA
This is a messenger RNA of Drosophila bipectinata, 1155 nucleotides long. Lineage: Eukaryota; Metazoa; Arthropoda; Insecta; Diptera; Drosophilidae. The record is from RefSeq and is a predicted model, not a curated record.